Messenger RNA from Lactuca saligna, 1371 nucleotides. NCBI's taxonomy places the organism in Eukaryota, Viridiplantae, Streptophyta, Magnoliopsida, Asterales, Asteraceae. The record is from the annotation of a GenBank genome assembly.
CUCCCAAAGUCUUUCUCCUUUUCGAUAUAUCUUUUUGAACUUUAAUUUCGUCAUCGACAUCAGUGUAUGGCAUGGAUACUAACUCUUCAUUCUGUCUUCGAGGUUCAUCAUUAUUUAAUCUAUCGAAUGCAUCCGAGGAAGUCAGGUGUACGGGGGAAUAAGGGCACAUAUGUUUGGCAAUUGGCAUCCCUCUUUCCCAAAUUCUAAAGCCCUCUGCAAAUGGCCCCUCGUGGGCUCCCGUCCUUCUUCAAGAUCUUGCUUGACCGUUCUGCCCCUCACCUGGAAUUGCCACCUGGUUUUGUCCACAAGCACUUGGAGAAGAAGAUCCCUGAGAACCCAACACUCCUAUCAAGAAAUGGAGGGUAUGAAUGGAGAUUAAAAAUAAAAAAAGAAGGUGAAAUUUACUGCUUUGCCGAUGGAUGGAGUGACGUUGUUGAAGAUAGCGACUUGGGAUUUGGGGAUUUUCUUGUGUUUUGGCUCGUUGAUGAAUCCACUUUCAAACUUUCAAUUUUCAGUCCAAAUGGGUGCGAAAAAAAUUUCCCCUUAAAAAUCCAGGAUGAACAUGAUAACAUUGAUGAAGAAGAAGCAAAGAAAGAGGAAGGAGAAACUGACGAUAAUUAUGAGGAAGCAGAGAAAGAGGAAGAAUCUGAUGAAGAAGAAGAAGAUGAUGAAAAUUAUGAUGAUGAUGGUGGCAAUGGAGUAGAAUAUGUGGAAGAUGAGGAUGACGAUGACGAUGGUGGUGAUAUUGAUGGGGAUGACGGGAAUCCUUUCUUUAUGAAGAUUAUAUCUAAAGACAAAUAUACUUUGCGGAUUCCGUUGGAAUUUUCACGGUUGACCGGAUUAAAAGCAAGAAAAAGCAUAAAGAUGAAGAAUCUUAACGGGAAGGAGUGGCCGAUGAAGUUGCUUUCAGAGGGCCGUAACUAUACAAGAUACUAUUUGUCAGCGGGGUGGAGUGAAUUUCGGCGAGCUAAUGAGUUAUGUGAAGGAGAUAAAUGUGUAUUUAAGUUUCUCAGAAGCGAAGAUAAGUUCUGUCUAUCAAAAGUUACAAAGAAAACUGAAGUUUUGGAGAGGAGGCCAAGAAGGCAGCCGCCACGUCUGGUGGUGGAGCAGCCAGCUGGAAAAGUUCCGGUGGCUCAAGUUUCAAUGAGAUCGAGAGUGCGGCCGUCACGUGUGGAGUUACGUGUGGAGGUGGUCCUAGGUUUAAAAGCAUGGUCAACAGACGAGAUGGAGACUAGACCACAUGGAAGACCAUUUAAGAAGUAACGACUCAAUGUUGAUAAGUAAUUUUGAAAAAAAAUAUACUUUAGACUGGACUAACUUUUAUGAUGUAAACAAGGUCAGGUUUAUGUAAAAUGGUAUUUUUUUAUGAGA